CACACUUGUUCUCGGAACCAAGCUGAACUCAAUGAAUCCUUGAACGAAUGGACCACAAAAGGAUACAGAGUAACCGGUUCGGUCUGUGACAUCACCUCUCGUGUUAACAGAGAAGAGCUGAUAGCAACUGUCUCUUCUCAGUUCAAUGGAAAACUCAAUAUCCUUGUAAACAAUGUGGGAACAAACGUACAGAAGCAGACCCUGGAUAUAACAGCGGAAGAUUUCGCAUUCCUGAUGAAUACGAAUCUUGAAUCUUGUUUCCACUUAAGCCAGCUUGCACAUCCUCUUCUAAAAGCUUCAGAAGCUGCAAGUAUCAUUUUCAUAUCUGCCAUUGCUGGUGUUGUAGCUACAAACUUAGCAUCCAUUAUAUAUAGUGCAGCAAAAGGAGCAAUAAACCAAGUGACAAAAAAUUUGGCAUGUGAAUGGGCCAGAGACAACAUAAGGACUAAUAGUGUUGCACCGGGGCCAAUUAGAACCCCUCUUUUGGAAAAGCACUCUAAAGAGGAAACAGUUAUGAAUGCUGUAAUUUCUAAAACCCCUCUUGGACGGGUUGGAGAGGCAGAGGAGGUGUCUUCGUUGGUGUCAUUUCUGUGCUUGCCUGCAGCAUCUUACAUUACAGGACAGACCAUUUGUGUUGAUGGCGGCUUCUCUGUGAACGGCCUCCACAUAUAGUUUAGCCUUGUUUUCACAUUUUCUGUGUUAAGUCAAUUACCGUCUGAUUGUAUUGGUUUCUGUGACAUGUUAAGAAUAAAUCAACAGAGUGUGGUUUCGUGUGUUAUGUUAAAUGUAUUUUGGAAUGACUGAUGUUUAUUCUUUUAUAGCAAUAAAACUCAUGCUUGUU
This is a messenger RNA of Vigna radiata var. radiata (mung bean), 841 nucleotides long. RefSeq names its product tropinone reductase homolog At5g06060-like. The record is from RefSeq and is a predicted model, not a curated record. The annotation marks the transcript as partial. Gene Ontology annotation, molecular function: oxidoreductase activity. Lineage: Eukaryota; Viridiplantae; Streptophyta; Magnoliopsida; Fabales; Fabaceae. The transcript is spliced from 4 exons.